AUGGCGCGAGCUGCGUCGAGCGCGUUCGUGGCGAGGGCGGUGAGGCGGAACCUGACGUCGCUGGCGCGGAUAGAAGCGGGCGUGGAUGCUGUGUGCCGCGGGGUGCGCGAGGUGGAAGGCAGCCUGGUGGGCGAGUUUGGUGACAAGGGUAGCGCGGGAGGCGAGGGUGGCAAGGUGCUGGCAGCUGAAGCAGGAGGAGCAACAGGAGCAGGAUCAGGGGAAGAAGGAGCAGGAGCAGGAGCAGCUGCAGGAGUAGGAGCAGGGGAAGAAGGAGCAGGAGCAGGAGCAGCUGCAGGAGCAGGAGCAAGAGCAGGAGCAGGGGCAGGAGCAGGAGCAGGAGCAGGAGCAGGAGCAGGAGCAGGUCCAGGAGCAGGAGCAGGGGCAGGAGCAGGAGGAGAAGUCGCAGCUGCAAAGCGUGGCACGUGGCCUGAAGCGUGCUGGCCUGUGCCGCACAUGCCCUUCUCCGAUGUCAUGGCCACCAGAGCGAGUAAGUUCCUCGUGUUUGCCUACUCCAACGAGCAGCUCUCCAGCACACGCGCUCACCUCGCAGAGGCUGCCCGCUUCGCUCAAGCCACCAACCGCAUCCUCGUGCUGCCCAAGUGCAGUCGCAGCCGCCUCUCACUGGCCCGUGACCUGCCCCUCUGCGCCUACUUCGACCUCUCUCGCCUCGACGCCCACUGGAUCUUGCCCGACCUCUUCCUGCUCCUUGCUAGAGCCGCUCUCAACCCUCCCUUUGCUGCUGCCGCACCUGGCACCAGCCCUUCCGUGGCCUUCAUGCACCUACAAAUGCAGCAACUAUGGCGCACACCUUUCAGUCAAAGGUCUCUGGUGGACAUGCUGAGUGAGCUGAUGGUGUAUGGCAUGGGCCAUGCGCCGGCAAGACGCAACACUGUUGACAUCGCCAUGCCGGUCAACAGCAGAGCAGUUUUCCACCAGUUGCAUCAGUGGCGGCACACGGACGUGCUGGUGUGGGUGAAGAGCACCUUCGGUCUGGUGGACUUCAAACCUCCUACAGAAGCCAUCUCCUUCCACAUGCUUCCGUACAACCGAGCAUGGCACGCCAAGGCACAUCGAGCUAUGGCCCAACUGCCCCGCCGGUACAUUGCGGUGCACUGCCGCUCCGAGUUCAUCGCUUUCAACCUGGGGCACAGGCUAGCAAAAGUCGGCUACAAAUUGGAGGCGGGUGUGCUGGAGGGGCUGAUGACGGGGUGCAUGGAGGCGGCGCGCGACCUCAUCAACGGCAUGAAGCGCCGCCACAACAUCUCCGCCGUCUUCAUCGCCGCCGACGUGCCGUUUGACGACAAGGCGGGCAGCGUGGUGUGGUUGGACUCGUGGAACGAGACCACGUGGAAGUUCCAAGGGGCGGAGAAAGAGAGGGCGCUACAGGCCCCGCGGGAGAAGCUGCAGUGGCUGAGGGAGCAGGUGGCGGGCACAGUGAUGGUGGACGAGCUCAUGCCCGCCGUCAACCGCUACGACCCCAGCAUCGUGGCCAUAUUGGACAAGCUGCUGUGUGCACAUGCCCAUGUGUUCCUGGCUGGGUCCAUCCUAUGCGGGGGGGCUCGUUCGUUUGAGCUGGACAUCAGCAACCACAGAUUUCACUUCAAACAUACUCUCCACGACAGAUGGUUCUCAAAUGUCAGAUUGCCGGAUUAA
Molecule: messenger RNA, 1653 nt
Organism: Closterium sp. Naga37s-1
Lineage: Eukaryota; Viridiplantae; Streptophyta; Zygnematophyceae; Desmidiales; Closteriaceae
Source: the annotation of a GenBank genome assembly